UUUUUGUGUUGCCCUCAAAUCGCAAAACCACUCGAGCAGGAAACAUGUCCGCAGAUGUAAUUGAUGAUGGUGCGCUGUGAUCUGUGGGGACGAGUCGAGUUGUGUAAUUGCUUUAUAUCAUCUCUCCAUGGAUGGCUAUUAAUUGGGCCCAAUGAUGUAGAGCCAAGUCCACCUGGAUAUAACGUUCCCUCCUCACGUGGUGAAAGUGUCUCCCCUGUGAUUUUUGCACAAUUGUUUCUAAUCCCAGAUCGUCUCACCGCUCCUGGUUAUUGCUUUGGGUAUUCUCAUCUCGGUUUUUAAAUAUAACAGAAUUGGUUUUUGCCUCUUGCAGUGUGAAAUUAAACCGUGAUUGUUUGUGUUUUUUUUGGAUUUCAAGUGUCCAGGAUGUGAGAAUCAACUCAUAGCAGACAUUUUAUGAGCCCUAAAUAGUUUUCCGGACAUUGUUUUUCAGUGGAUUAAACUUUCUCUGCAGAGUUAUUUUCUUCUGCUUCUGCCUCCUGUUAUCCGCUAUGUCCAGAUCAAACAGUGUCAGCCCACCCGGAAUCGGUGCGCCCGGGCUGAGGGGAGGUACCGAGCACAGAUCAGCUUGGGGAGAGUCUGAGUCCGUGGCCAACGGGUGCCCAUACUCGGCCAGAUCCCCUCGCAAGAAGCUCACUCGGGCCAACAGUAGGUGGAGGGACGAGGAUGAUCUGGACCACCGGCAGCCCGGCAAAGACUCCACCGCCGUCAGCAGGGUCAGCUUCAGGUCCCGGUCAGCUUGGCAGGACCAUGGCAAGGAGAGCCGAGACAACAAACGCUCGUCCCCGAAGCGUCCAGACGGGGAGAUGAGACCCAAGUCCGUGGAGCUGGGUCUGGACGAGCGGAGAGCCAAGCCGAGGAGCGACGAGGAGGAGGUCAUGCCCGAAGUGAACUUUUCUUUGGUGGCGUGCUGCACCAGCGUCAUGCACAUUUUCAAAUCCAAGAAAUUCCAGUCGGAGAAGUUGGAGCGGCUCUACCAGCGCUACUUUUUCCGCCUAAACCAGAGCAGUCUGACUAUGCUCAUGGCCAUGCUGGUGCUGGUCUUCACGGUCAUGCUGGGCUUCCACUGCUCCAGUGGCACCGGGAAGCCGAGCAUCACGUACGCGGUGGUGUUCUCCGUGACCAUCUUCCUCACACUCGUGCUCAUGGUGGUCUGCAACAGGAACGCGUUUCACCAGGACCAUAUGUGGAUCGUGUGCUACGUGGUCAUCCUGGUGGUGCUCGUGAUCCAGGUGAUCGGAGUGCUGCUUGUGCAGCCCAGAAGUGCCUCAGAGGGGAUUUGGUGGACUGUGUUCUUCAUCCAUGUCAUCUACACUCUACUGCCCGUCAGGAUGCGCGCGGCAGUCAUCACUGGAGUUAUUCUUUCUGCCAUUCAUGUGGCUGUUUCUUCGAUGUUAAACGGAGUGGACAGCUUUGUAUGGAAACAGAUAGUGUCCAACGUGCUGAUCUUCUCUUGUACAAACAUCGUGGGAGUGUGCACCCAUUAUCCCGCUGAGGGCUCCCAGAGGCAGGCCUUCCAGGAGACCAGGGAAUGCAUUCAGGCUCGCCUCCACUCGCAGAGGGAGAACCAGCAGCAGGAGCGUCUCCUGCUCUCAGUGCUUCCCCGUCAUGUCGCCAUGGAGAUGAAAGCUGACAUAAAUGCAAAGCAGGAAGACAUGAUGUUUCACAAGAUCUACAUUCAGAAGCACGACAACGUCAGCAUCUUAUUUGCAGACAUCGAGGGAUUCACCAGUCUGGCAUCGCAGUGCACGGCGCAGGAGCUGGUGAUGACUCUGAAUGAACUCUUUGCUCGCUUUGACAAGCUGGCAGCCGAGAACCACUGUCUGCGGAUAAAGAUCCUGGGAGACUGCUACUACUGCGUGUCCGGGCUGCCGGAGGCGAGAGCCGACCACGCCCACUGCUGUGUGGAGAUGGGGAUGGACAUGAUAGAGGCCAUCUCGCUGGUACGGGAGGUGACUGGAGUGAAUGUGAACAUGAGAGUGGGAAUCCACAGCGGCAGGGUGCACUGCGGGGUGCUGGGACUCAGGAAGUGGCAGUUUGACGUCUGGUCCAAUGACGUCACGCUAGCCAAUCAGAUGGAGGCGGGGGGCCAAGCUGGACGGAUCCACAUCACGAAGGCCACUCUGAAUUAUCUGAACGGGGACUACAAUGUGGAGGCGGGAACAGGGGGAGACCGAAACGCCUACCUGAAGAAAAACAACAUCGAAACCUACCUCAUUGUUGGCUGCAGUCAAAAAAGGAAUGAAGAAAAGGCGAUGAUAGCCAAAAUGAACCGACAGAGGACCAACUCCGUGACACACAACAGCGGCCACUGGACCGACCGUCCGUUCUACAAUCACCUGGGAGGAAACCAGGUCUCCAAGGAGAUGAAGAGGAUGGGCUUUGAAGACCCCAAAGACAAACAUUUUAUUUUCAGAAACACGCAGGAAAACCUGAACCCAGAGGACGAGGUGGACGAGUUCCUCGGCCGGGCCAUCGACGCACGCAGCAUCGACCGUCUGCGCUCGGAACACGUCAAGAAGUUCCUGCUCACCUUCAGGGAGCCUGACCUGGAGAAAAAGUACUCCAAACAGGUGGACUCCAGGUUCGGGGCUUACGUGGCCUGUGCCUCCCUCGUCUUUCUCUUCAUCUGCUUCAUCCAGAUCGUCAUCGUGCCUCCCUCCGGCCUGAUGAUCGGCUUCUUCAUCACCUGUUUCAUCAUCCUCACGGCCGUCAUGUUCGUCUCCACCGUGUACUGCUGUUUCGGGCUGUUCCCAGCUGCCCUGCAGACUCUCUCUCGGAGGAUAGUCCAGUCCAGACUGCACAGCACGCUGGUGGGCGUCUUCACCAUCAUCAUCGUCUUUCUCUCUGCUUUCAUCAGUAUUUUCACCUGCAGCAGCCAUGACCUGCGAGGCUGCAUCCAAGAACAGCUUAACAUCAGCCUGAACAGUGUGAACGCCUGCCACGCACACGACCUCAACUACAGCCUGGACACACAACAUUAUACUGCCUGUGGAGACAACGGCCUCAUCUGCAGCUUUCCUGAGUACUUCUCGUCCUGCGUGCUGCUCAGCCUGCUGGCCAUCUCCGUCUUCCUGCAGGUGAGCAGCAUCGGUAAACUCUUCCUCAUGCUCUUCAUCGAGCUGCUCUACCUCCUCAUCAUGGAGGUGCCCAAAGUGAACCUCUUCGACAACCAGGACCUGCUGGUGAUGGCCAACGCCAUCAACAUCAUCGAGCACAUCAAUGGAACAAGCUGUGUUGUGGACAACAAGGUUCCUCUGAAGAUCAUGACCCCGGUGGUCAUCACCGUCUUCGUGCUCGUCCUCUACCUUCACGCACAGCAGGUGGAGUCCACGGCCAGGCUCGACUUCCUCUGGAAGCUGCAGGCUACAGAGGAGAAGGAGGAGAUGGAGGAGCUGCAGGCCUACAACCGCCGUCUGCUCCACAACAUCCUCCCCAAAGACGUGGCGGCCCACUUCCUGCAGCGAGAACGACGCAACGACGAGCUCUACUACCAGUCCUGUGAGUGCGUGGCGGUCAUGUUCGCCUCCAUCAGUAACUUCUCCGAGUUCUACGUGGAGCUGGAGGGCAACAACGAGGGCGUGGAGUGUCUGCGGCUGCUCAACGAGAUCAUCGCUGACUUUGACGAGAUCAUCAGUGAGGAUCAGUUCCGUCAGCUGGAGAAGAUAAAGACCAUCGGCUCCACCUACAUGGCGGCCUCUGGCCUCAAUGACUCCACAUACGACAAGGCUGGGAGGUCACACAUCCGCGCCCUGGCUGACUACGCCAUGAGGCUGAUGGACCAAAUGAAAUACAUCAAUGAACACUCCUUUAACAACUUCAAAAUGAAAAUAGGUCUAAACAUCGGCCCCGUGGUUGCCGGGGUUAUCGGGGCCAGGAAGCCUCAGUACGACAUCUGGGGGAACACGGUGAACGUGGCGAGUCGAAUGGACAGCACAGGGGUGCCUGAGAGGAUCCAGGUAACAGCAGACCUGCACCAGUUACUGAGCUCCUAUAACUACACACUAGAGUACAGAGGCAUGGUCACAGUCAAAGGCAAAGGGGAGAUGAUGACAUAUUUCCUCAUCGCUGGACCACCAAGCAGUUAACCCCGACUAAGAGACGUAUAGAAAUCUGACAUGGCGAUCAGGUUCAUGGACCUCUGGUAGCUUACGGUGGACUGACACAGACUGACUCUUCUCUUGAGCGCCAGCACCCAGUGAGGCCGCAAAGGGGGACGGGUCACAAAUUCACCCGAAAGCUCAGCCUGUGGAGGACGGAUUUUGCCAGCUGUGCAAGUCGACGUCCUCAAGGAAAAAGAAAGAAAGCUCUGGAAGAAGUUGUAUCUGCUUCAAUCUCUCAGAGAGGACAAACCUGGUCGUGAACUACAUCACUCCCUCUCUUUCUCUUCACCUUUCGCCUGCUGAAGGAUAUAUGUACACAGAAAACACAGAGUUUUAUGUGUAGGUAUAUGAUGUUAAGUACUGUAUGUGAAACACAUUUUGUCCAUAUUGUUGUGAUACAGGUACAAAUCUCUGAGGAGUGGACACUCAAUCAACACAGCAACUAUCGUCUUUUUUUAUCAAUAUCUGAUCACAUGAUAUUGAUUAGCAGAUUAAUGGAGGCACUGAGCUGAAAAGAACGUCUGACAGAGAGAGAGAGAGAGAGAGAGAGAGAGAGAGAGAGUCAGGUUGUUUUUUUGUAUGAAAAGAAAGGCAGAAGUUCCCCGGUGUUCUCAGAAAGCUUAUUAAUUCACAAACGUACACGACAGUAUCGACAGAAUAUACACACACACACACACCAAACACAAAGAGGAUGUCACUGAAGAGCUUUUUCUAUUCUUCGACGUUUUGUAUUUUGAAUUCAGAACACCAAACCCUAUCAGAUAUUUUAAGAUUCUAUAUUUUGUACAUUAAUAUAUUAGAGAGCAAUCUAUAAACACCGAUGUGUAUUCAGAUGUUGACGCUGUAUCACUCUCAUGUCGGGACUUUAAAAGUCCUCACAGGUGUUCCCUGGUCCGAGCAUAUCGCCACAGCUGAGGGUUCCCAUUUAGCCCAGCAGAACGCCUGCUUCUUUAGCUCUUUCAACUCAAAUGAACACUUUUGAUCUGCAGGAAGUCGAGCGUUUUCCGAUGAUUCCCCUUCGCUGGUGUGUUGAUGGGAUGUCAAACCGAGUGAGUGGACUCUUUGAAAGACAAGACAGCAAUGAAGUAGUCUUUUUGCACUCGAGCGCGGUCAGCCGUCCACACUCUUCUUGAGCCGCUCCACCCCCAACCCCCAACCCCCAACCUCCCACCCCUUGCUUGCUCAAUCAGAUGGUACGACCCAAUGAAUGUCCAAUGAUUUCCGAUGAGGCCUUUUAUCAUGAACUCUAUACUGAGGAUGGCGAUGAUGCUCAUCCUGAGGACCGGGACAGACGAGUCUGUGUGAAGCGCGCCCUUUCAUCUGCUGUUUUCAAUUGUUUUUUUUCCCUAUCAAAGCGGUUUUUCUUCAGCAUUACAGCAUCAAUCCACAUUAUCUGACAAUUUAUCUGUUCACCUGCCUGAUUUCAUCGAUCUCUGUUGUUGUUGAUUUUGUGUCAUGUUCUUACCAAACAUUACAGCUGGUUCUGUUUGUCUUGGCUGGGUCACAGAGUGAAUGAAGUUAACAUUUGGACCGAGUGUCGAGUUUUUUGACAUGCAAGUGAAAAUAAUUGUUUUUUGAAACAAAUCUUAUGAAAAGGCCAAAAUGAAUCAUCUGUUAGUAUAUCUCUCAAUACCUUAUGACAUCCCUUAAUGGUUAAUUUAUUGAGUUUUAAAGCAAAAGAUUGUCAAACAGGAGCAAAGGAGAAUGUAAGAAAACUAUUUUUUUUUAAUGUAAAACACAAUUUGGUACAUAUUUGGCGUGCUCAGUCAGUCAGUAUUUACUGUAUGAGGGGUUGACUCAACACCGACCACACUGUAUGAAGUUUGAGGGUGCCAAAUUGAGAAGAUUUUAAAAGUGUAUUAAUACGAUGCGUUAAUGAAUUUUUAACAUUUACUUAUAAUUGUCAAAAACAAGCGAAUACACUGAUAAAACAACAGUGAAAUACAAGAUCACACAUGAUUUUAUAAAAGGCUGAAUAAGAUUUAUUUUGAAAGGAUAGAUAAGGCAGACUGAUAAAUGAUUGUCAUUACAAAAAGUUAUAUUUUAGUACAAUUCUUAAAUACCUUUUAGUUAUUUUAAAAAUGAAUGUAGUCUACCACUUUAAAUCAGGUUUAAGUAAAAUUUAUAUUAUUUCUAAAUUGUGACCUUUUUGAAAUUGUGCAAACUUAACACGUUACACCUAUUUUUCAAAAGGUGUUUAUUCACUGCAGGAAAAUGAACGAUUAAAUGCACACUUUAGACAUUUUAACACUUUCGUUAUGCAUGUUAAAGGUCACAUAUUAUCCUCCUUUUCAACCAGUUUAAAUAAGUCUCAGAGCUUGGGGAACCGUAAAUCAUGUGUGUGAAGUUUCUUGUUCUAAAUCCACUCUGAUCCUGUAUUUGAUCAUGUCUAUAAACCCCUCUAUUCUAGCCCUGCUCAGAACAGGCUGUUUCUGUGUCUGUACCUUUAAAUGUAAAUGAGCUGUGUCUGACCACCAAAACAAUGUAUUGAUCAGUUCUGUGGACACCUGGAAAAAUAUUUAAGAAGCCCAAACUUUAGUUUUUUUAUGAAUUGUUGGAUUGCUUUUGGUUUCUUGGUUUGAAAAGAAAAACUUUGCACUCUGUCCAAAUGUUUGCUUUGAGAUAGUAGAAUGAAAAACAACGAGCACUGGUCUACUCUGAUGGUUUUCUCUUAUGUUAAUGUACUGUACUGCUGCAAACACAUGAUCUUCACACACCACUACUAAAGAUUUGAAGUGUUCUCCCAUUUGACUCGUUGAAUGCAGUGCCGUUGUACGCUCAAAGUGGGCUACUUUUUCCACUGACGGUUGUGCAGGAAUGUGCUUUAAAGUUAUAUGUUAAAGAAACGGCACAGAACAGAGAUGGUUAAAAACUUUAUAAGGAGAAUCUCACCUACUGUCUCAUUUAUUUUACGUUUCUUGAUGAAUCUGAGAAGAUGACAAGGAAAAGCAGAAUUAUGUGACAAACAGCAGCUUCAGAGACAAAACCAUGGGUUGUUUUUAUUGUCAUGCCAAACACUAUGCUCGUUUUUUUUUUUACAGUCAAAUAAACGCCUGAGAUAUUUCA
Molecule: messenger RNA, 7187 nt
Organism: Labrus mixtus (cuckoo wrasse)
Lineage: Eukaryota; Metazoa; Chordata; Actinopteri; Labriformes; Labridae
Gene: adcy5
Product: adenylate cyclase 5
Exons: 21
Coding region: 510-4106 (1198 amino acids)
Biological process (GO): intracellular signal transduction; cAMP biosynthetic process; adenylate cyclase-inhibiting G protein-coupled receptor signaling pathway
Cellular component (GO): plasma membrane
Molecular function (GO): adenylate cyclase activity
Source: RefSeq, a predicted model, not a curated record